AUGAUGGGAAGCAUCACAGUUCGAUAUUUCUGUUAUGGAUGCCUUUUUACAUCUGCGACCUGGACGGUUUUGCUUUUUGUUUAUUUCAACUUCAGUGAAGUGACUCAGCCACUUAAGAAUGUGCCCAUCAAGGGGUCUGGGCCCCAUGGGCCUUUCCCCAAAAAAUUCUAUCCCCGUUUUACCCGAGGUCCAAAUCGAAUAUUAGAAUUACAGUUCCAAGCAAACAAGAUUGAUGAUGUGGUAGAUAAUCAUGUUGAAGAUGCAGAAAAAGGCAACAUGAAAUUCUCUUCUGAAUUGGGUAUGAUUUUUAAUGAACGUGAUCAGGAGUUGAGAGACUUGGGGUAUCAGAAGCAUGCCUUCAAUCUUCUUAUUAGCAACCGUUUGGGCUACCACAGAGAUGUGCCAGAUACAAGGAAUGCAGCCUGUAAAGACAAGGCAUACCCUACAGAUCUGCCAGUCGCUAGUGUUGUUAUUUGUUUCUACAAUGAAGCCUUGUCUGCUUUGCUGCGUACUGUGCACAGUGUCCUGGACCGCACUCCAGCCCGGCUUCUCCAUGAAAUUAUCCUGGUGGAUGACAGCAGUGACUUCGAUGAUUUGAAAGGAGAAUUAGAUGAAUUUGUCCAAAAACACCUCACUGGGAAAAUUAAGUUAAUAAGAAAUACAAAACGUGAGGGAUUAAUUCGGGGAAGAAUGAUAGGAGCAGCUCAUGCAACAGGGGAGGUCCUGGUGUUCCUGGACAGCCACUGCGAGGUGAACGUCAUGUGGCUGCAGCCCCUGCUGGCGGCCAUCCGGGAGGACCGGCGGACGGUCGUGUGCCCGGUGAUCGACAUCAUCAGUGCGGACACGCUGGCCUACAGCUCGUCCCCUGUGGUGCGUGGAGGCUUCAACUGGGGCCUGCACUUCAAAUGGGACCUGGUUCCCCUUUCCGAGCUCGGAGGGCCAGAAGGAGCUGCUGCGCCGAUAAAGUCACCUACAAUGGCUGGAGGACUGUUUGCCAUGAAUAGAAGCUACUUCAGUGAACUUGGGCAAUAUGACAGUGGCAUGGAUAUCUGGGGAGGAGAAAACUUGGAAAUAUCAUUUCGGAUCUGGAUGUGUGGGGGUAAGCUCUCCAUCAUCCCUUGCUCCAGAGUUGGACACAUUUUCCGGAAAAGACGACCCUACGGUUCCCCCGAAGGCCAGGACACCAUGACACACAACUCCUUGAGGCUGGCACACGUUUGGCUGGACGAAUAUAAGGAGCAGUAUUUUUCCUUAAGACCUGAUCUGAGGACAAGAAGCUAUGGGAAUGUCAGUGAGCGCGUGGAACUGAGGAAGAAGUUGGGCUGUAAAUCAUUUAAGUGGUAUCUGGAUAACAUUUACCCAGAGAUGCAGGUAUCUGGACCCAACGCCAAGCCCCAGCAACCCAUUUUUAUCAACAGGGGGCCAAAACGCCCUAAGAUCCUCCAGCGCGGAAGGCUUUAUCACCUCCAGACUGGCAAGUGUCUGGUGGCCCAGAGCCGCCCAAGUCAGAAGGGAGGCCUAGUGGUGCUGAAGGCCUGUGACUACAGUGACCCAAACCAGGUCUGGAUUUAUAAUGAAGAGCACGAAUUGGUUUUAAGCAAUCUCCUUUGCCUGGAUAUGUCGGAAACACGAUCAUCUGACCCCCCCCGACUGAUGAAGUGCCAUGGGUCGGGAGGGUCCCAGCAGUGGACCUUUGGGAAGAAUAAUCGGCUGUACCAGGUGUCAGUGGGACAGUGCCUGAAAGCGGUGGAUCCGCUGAGUCACAAAGGCUAUGUUGCUAUGGCGAUCUGUGACGGCUCCGCCUCUCAGCAGUGGCAUCUGGAAGGCUGA
Molecule: messenger RNA, 1830 nt
Organism: Pipistrellus nathusii (Nathusius's pipistrelle)
Lineage: Eukaryota; Metazoa; Chordata; Mammalia; Chiroptera; Vespertilionidae
Source: the annotation of a GenBank genome assembly